AACUCGGUCAUGUCGGGUCCGAAUCGGAAAAUUCGACCGAGUCGUUUCUUACUACCAAGUCAAAGCCUUUAUAUAAAAGGACCUUGAAAACCCUUUCUUUUCCUUGUCUUCCCCAGCCUCCACAACCUGUCCAGGGCAGCCGCCGCCGCCGCCCAGGUAAAAAUGGCGGAUUGGUCAUAUCAUCCAUCUAUAAUUCAAAAAAUACAUGGGCAAUCUUCCCUUUCCUCUAGACUCUCUCCCAACUUGCAGGGCAGGAAUGCUAGCAUCCACAAUCUGUCCAGUUCAUAUGUUAAUGGAGGUCUUCAGAGUCCUCUCCUACAGGCCUUCCAAGGCAAUGGACUUCGUGGACUGUCACUUGUCUCAUCACCUGUGUUUGUUCAAGCACCCUCAGAGAAAGGUGCCACGGGCUUCCUCAUUGAUUUCCUCAUGGGAGGAGUCUCUGCCGCAGUCUCGAAAACCGCAGCUGCUCCAAUUGAGCGUGUGAAGCUCCUGAUCCAGAAUCAGGAUGAGAUGAUCAAGUCCGGUCGACUCUCCGAGCCCUACAAGGGAAUCGGGGACUGCUUUGGCAGAACGAUCAAGGAUGAAGGCUUCAUUGCAUUAUAUAGAGGAAAUACUGCUAAUGUCAUCCGUUACUUUCCCACCCAGGCCUUGAACUUUGCUUUUAAAGAUUACUUCAAGCGGCUUUUCAACUUCAAGAAGGAUAGGGAUGGCUACUGGAAAUGGUUUGCUGGGAACUUGGCUUCUGGAGGUGCGGCCGGAGCGUCUUCCCUCCUCUUUGUCUACUCCCUUGAUUAUGCCCGAACCCGUCUGGCAAAUGAUGCUAAGGCUGCUAAGAAGGGUGGGGAAAGGCAGUUCAAUGGCUUGAUCGAUGUCUACAAGAAAACCGUGAAGUCUGAUGGCAUUGCCGGGCUUUACCGUGGAUUUAACAUCUCAUGUGUUGGCAUCAUUGUGUACCGUGGGCUCUAUUUUGGAAUGUAUGAUUCUCUGAAGCCGGUUGUGUUGACCGGUCAGUUGCAGGAUAGCUUCCUUGCGAGUUUCCUGUUGGGAUGGGGAAUCACCAUUGGUGCUGGGUUGGCAUCCUACCCAAUUGAUACAGUCCGUAGAAGGAUGAUGAUGACCUCUGGCGAAGCUGUGAAGUACAAGAGCUCCCUGGAUGCAUUCUCCCAGAUCCUCAAGAAUGAGGGGGCUAAAUCCCUCUUCAAGGGCGCUGGUGCAAACAUCCUGCGUGCAGUCGCAGGUGCUGGUGUGCUUGCCGGUUAUGACAAGCUGCAGCUGAUUGUCUUAGGGAAGAAGUACGGAUCUGGCGGCGGCGGCUAAUUUCGCAGGAGUGAUGAUGAUGAACAAGGACAGGUGGUAAUCGCCUGUUCCCUUCCCUAGUUUUAGAGUAAUAAUUCAAGCAGUGGAUUUUUUCUGCCAAACUGAAAUCCUUUCUGUCGGUUUUGGUUUUCCCGAUUCUUAAGGGUGAAAAAAUAGCAUAGCUACUCGGAAUAUUAUAACAUUUGCCUGCAGUGUGCGUAGUAGCGUCGGUGUAGUUUUUGGUUUCUUUUUUGGGAAGAGGAAUCUUAUAUGCAAUGCUUCUUUUUUUUUUUUAAAAUUCCCCCUUUAAUGUCAUGUUUGGAUGUGGACCUAUAAUAGCCAGAUACUAUUUAUUUGUAUGGCUAUGAUAAUAUUAUCAUACUCUAAUUGUUU
Messenger RNA from Magnolia sinica, 1689 nucleotides. Its product is annotated as ADP,ATP carrier protein 3, mitochondrial-like. Gene Ontology annotation, cellular component: mitochondrial inner membrane. The transcript has 4 exons. The record is from RefSeq and is a predicted model, not a curated record. Gene Ontology annotation, molecular function: ATP:ADP antiporter activity. NCBI's taxonomy places the organism in Eukaryota, Viridiplantae, Streptophyta, Magnoliopsida, Magnoliales, Magnoliaceae. The coding region runs from base 163 to 1317 and encodes 384 amino acids. Gene Ontology annotation, biological process: mitochondrial ADP transmembrane transport; mitochondrial ATP transmembrane transport.